Molecule: messenger RNA, 240 nt
Organism: Didymodactylos carnosus
Lineage: Eukaryota; Metazoa; Rotifera; Eurotatoria; Philodinida; Philodinidae
Source: the annotation of a GenBank genome assembly
GUCCAUUCAAUGAAAUACUGCCUCCAUCGAAAGCUACAAAACGUCAGACAUCGAUGAUAGUUCAAGAACAACAACCACCGACGCCAACUGAUUGGUAUGCAUCUCCAUCGCCUCAACAACAACAACAGCAAUCACCUAGAGCGAUGACACCAUUAUCAAGUGGUCCAUUAACACCUCAAACAGCACCACCAUCCUCGAUGAAUGAACAAAAUAAUGUAUCGAGCCAACAACAGCAAACAA